AUGCGCACGCGCCUUCCACUGGCCGUCCCACCAACUCUUAGGGAGUUCACAAAGGAAAAUAGGCAAGGGAGUGGGGGAGGGGAAACGACGCUGAGCGCAUGCGCCCCUCUCCCUUUUUUUCCUUUUCCCUCGGGUUUCGCUGGCUUUGGCGUCCUGGCUCCUCCGGUUUGGGCCCGGCUCCUGGUGUGGGGGGCCACUGUGCUUCUCCGCUACGCCGCAGCCAACCACUCGGGCAGAAAUACCAAUUGUUCUGAAAUUAUCCUGUUACAAGAAAUUAUGAAAGAUGGCUUUCACAGGGACUUGCUAAUAAAAGUGAAACUUGGUACAAGCAUUGAAAAUUCACGGACUUGCAAUGUUUUGAUUAAACAUCACCUCCCGACUGGAUUAUAUGUGGAUCCAUAUGAACUGGCUUCAUUACAAGAACACAAUGUGACAGAGGCAAUGAUAAUUCAAAAUACUGUUGACUUAGAAGCUCCUGAGUAUUUGUCCAAAGAAUUUGAUGUCUUUGUUUAUGCCAAGUCAGAUUCUCAGUGCUCUGAGUGUUUCAAAACAGUUUUGCCUGUUCAUUGCCGGUAUCACCAGCCUGAGGAAAAAGAACAAAGAGUCUUUGUGGUGGUGAAGAACCCAGAAUUAUUUGUCCGUUGCUACAAUGAUUUUCCUUCUCUGAACUGCUGGAAACAGUCUGACAUGGAAGCUCCUUGUUCUAUGAAGAAUAAACAUGUCUGUCAAUGGAGCAGUGUGAAAUAUAAAUCGGUAAAUCAGAAUGUGAUACUGCAGGUUCCAGUGGGGCGAAGAGUACAUCAUUUCCUUGUAUGUGUUGUGACAAUGCUUGUUACAAUCUUAUGUUCUGGCCUUGUCUUUAGAGCCGUCUUAAAACAUGGUCAUUUUUCCUUAUGAGAAUGUAAUGUCAUGAAAUGUUUAUGGUAGGCCUACUGAAGGCUUAUUGAUUUGUGGUAUUCUAGAAUUAUGACAUUCUUUUUAAUUGAUAGCAACACAUUUUAAUUUUAGUAAGACAAUUUAAUAAAAAUACAAAAUGGCAUUUUGUAGAUAAUUUCACCUAUUUCUGACUUAAUACAUGAAUUUAAUGCUGAAUUUGUGCUUGCUAAAUUCUAUAGUGCCAUUAUAAACAAUUUAAUUCUGUUAAAUGGAUAAAUUAUUUUGCAUAGAACAGGGUCAGCUACAAGAUUAUAAGCCCUUUAAGGGUAAAGAAUCAUGCCUUAUUUAUUUUUGCUAUCCUUCACACAGCUUAAUGCAGCUCUUCACACUUUGUGUAAUAUGUGUUAAUUGAAUUGGGAGAGAAAAAUGAGUACUCCAUGCAGAUAUGGAUUUCUUAUACAUUUUGUCUUUGGUGACUAACAGAUGUUUUAAAAAUCAAGCACAGCAUUACAGUUGAGGAACCACAAUAUUUUUAAUCAGCCAUUAUAAUAAGACAUAGUUGUUUAGAAAAACAAUAAAGCCUUUUAUCCAGAGGCUUAAGGAGUAAUAAAAUUAACAUGAGGGAUUAUUAUUACUAGUAGUAAAAUUUACUUCAAUGGUAUUUUAUCUCUUAUACUGCCUGUGGGUUUCUUGGGAAAGGAGAAUAGUAAGAUAAUUAAUAAUCAUCUUUAAGGUAAGGGAGUUGUGAAGAACACAGCUCAAUUUCCUCCUUAAAGAAGCUUUAAAAAAAAUUAGUGCUUUUUAUGAAGUCUUAUGUGUUUCAUAAGAAAAUAACUUACAGAUUGUGAUUUUUAAAAACAGAACCCUGGUCAUUACUGUGUGGUUCAAAAAAUAUGAAAUAAAAAUAGCAGCAGGUAAACUUCAAAAUAACACUGUAAAGUAAAUGAGUUGCUAACAAAUCAGGAUGUAUUAUUUUAAAAAUAUAUACAUUUUGCUACAUAUAAACACUAAAAUUUUUGAGUUCCAAAUUCUCUCCUGCUGCCCCUCCUCACCUCUUGAGAAGGGAAAACAAUAUGAUGUGGAUUAUACAUGUGAAGUCAUACAAGAACAUAUUUCUAUGUUGGCUGUAUUGCAAAAGAAGACACAAAAAACUCAAGCAAAAUAAAGA
This is a messenger RNA of Gracilinanus agilis (Agile Gracile Mouse Opossum), 2044 nucleotides long. RefSeq names its product phosphatidylinositol glycan anchor biosynthesis class X (gene PIGX). The record is from RefSeq and is a predicted model, not a curated record. Gene Ontology annotation, biological process: GPI anchor biosynthetic process. Gene Ontology annotation, cellular component: endoplasmic reticulum membrane. NCBI's taxonomy places the organism in Eukaryota, Metazoa, Chordata, Mammalia, Didelphimorphia, Didelphidae.